GUUAGUAGCCUACACGGACUGUGCAGUUUUGCAGAGCUCCUACUAAACGAACAGUUGCGACAAACGGGAAAUACUUCAAUAGUUUCUAGAUGGGAUUUAAAUCUGCCACGCAUAUUUCCAAUACAGAAGAAGAAGAGAAUAAUCUUCACGGGAGCUGAGGAAAUCGACACUGAACAACGAAUCGAGGAAUUCCACGGACCAUAGUCAAAGAUGUCUGUGAGCAACCACGAGAACCGGAAGUCCCGGUCCAGCUCGGGCUCGAUGAACAUCCACCUCUUCCACAAGACCUCGCACGCCGACAGCCUGCUGACGCACCUCAACCUGCUGCGCAAGCGGCGCGUCUUCACGGACGUGGUGCUGCGCGCGGGCAACCGGGCCUUCCCCUGUCACCGGGCCGUGCUGGCCUCGUGCAGCCGAUACUUCGAGGCCAUGUUCAGCGGCGGCCUGAAGGAGAGCCGCGACGCCGAGGUGGACUUCCACGAGGCGCUGCACCCCGAGGUGCUGGAGCUGCUGCUGGACUACGCCUACUCGGCGCGCGUCAUCAUCAACGAGGAGAACGCAGAGUCGCUGCUGGAGGCCGGCGACAUGCUCCAGUUCCACGACAUCCGGGACGCCUCGGCCGAGUUCCUGGAGAAGAACCUGCACCCGUCCAACUGCCUGAACAUGAUGCUGCUCUCCGACGCCCACCAGUGCCAGCGGCUGUACGAGCUCUCCUGGAGGAUGUGCCUGGCCAAUUUUGCCACGCUGCACCGCACCGAGGACUUCCUGAACCUGCCCAGGGACAAGAUCCAGGAGCUGAUCUUCAGCGAGGAGCUGGAGGUGGAGGACGAGAGCCUGGUGUACGAGGCCGUCAUCGACUGGGUGAAGGCGGACAUGGAGAGGAGGCACGGCGACCUGCCGGAGCUGCUGCGCUGCGUGCGGCUGGCCCUGCUGCCCGAGACCUACCUGCUGAAGAAUGUGGCGUCCGAGGAGCUGGUCAUGGGCCACAAGGUGGGCCGCGAGAUCGUGGAGGACGCCGUGCGCUGCAAGAUGAAGAUCUUGCAGAAUGACGGCGUGGUGACGGGCUUCUGCGCCCGCCCGAGGAAGGUCAGCCAGGCGCUGCUGCUCCUGGGCGGACAGACCUUCAUGUGCGACAAAGUGUACAUGAUCGACCACAAGACCAAGGAGAUCACCCCUAAGACGGACAUACCGAGCCCUCGCAAAGAGUGCAGCGCGUGUGCCAUCGGCUGCAAGGUGUACGUCACGGGCGGCAGGGGCUCUGAAAACGGGGCGUCGAAGGACGUGUGGGUGUACGACACGCUCCACGACGAGUGGUCCAAAGCAUCGCCCAUGCUCGUCGCUCGGUUCGGACACGGCUCAGCAGAACUCGAUCAUAACUUGUACGUAGUCGGGGGACACACGUCUUUAGCAGGCUCCUUCCCAGCCUCCCCGUCCGUGUCCCUCAAGCAAGUAGAACAGUACGACCCGCAGGCCAACAAAUGGACGCUAGUGGCCCCUCUGCGCGAGGGGGUCAGCAACGCGGCCGUGGUCGGAGCCAAGAACAAACUCUUUGCCUUCGGAGGGACCAGCGUCAACAGGGAGAAGUAUCCCAAGGUGCAAUGCUUCGACCCGUGCGAGAACCGCUGGACGGUGCCCGCCAUGUGCCCACAGCUGUGGCGCUACACGGCGGCGGCGGUGGUGGGCAACCACGUGGUGGUGAUCGGCGGAGACACAGAGUUCUCGGCCAGCUCGGCGUACCGCUUCAACAGCGAGACGUACCAGUGGUCCAAGUUCGGCGACGUGACCGCCAAGCGGAUCAGCUGCCACGCCGUGGCGUCUGGGAACCGGCUCUACGUGGUGGGCGGCUACUGCGGCGCGCAGAGGUGCAAGACGCUGGACUGUUACGACCCCUCCACGGAGAAGUGGGACAGCAUCACCAGCGUGCCCUACUCGCUCAUACCCACGGCCUUCGUCAGCACGUGGAAGUACCUCUCGGCGUGACGCCCGCAGCAGCCGUGUUUAAUCUGAUCAUCGGCUGGGCGGCGUUGGAAUGCCUGCGUGUGUGUGUGAGCCUGUGUCCCCUCUGUGGCUGAGGAAUGUGGAGGGGAUUGGAGUGGAGUGGCGAAGGAGAGGAGAGGAGAGUGGGUGGGAGGUGGGAGGUGUUGUGUACCGUUGAGGUGGGGGACUGGUGGUGAGCUGUCAGAGUCACAUGGACCGUACAGCAGAUCAGUGGAGGAUGAACCGGGACUAAUGACAGAGCUAUGGCCAGUAGAACCCCCCCGCACAGCCUCACUCCCACCCCUCUGGAGACAGCGUCUUAAGAAGCUUCCCUCCUUCUCACUGCUCCACUGCGUCGUCUCCCCCACCCCCAGCCCACCUCCACUCUCUCACCACCCCUCCCUGAGCAAAUACCUCUGAGCUGUGGUGGGCAUUACGGAGGGCAGGGGUAGACCCGUGAGUGAGCCACCAUGCCCUCAUGUCAUGAGAUGGUGGCACCUGGACUGGCAUGGAAAAGCCCAACUGACUGAAGCGUGAUGGAGGGGCUUAUUGUUGGGGUAUCAAAAGGCGAACUCAACUUCAGGAGUGAAAUAAAUAACUUUGUUCGGUGUGCGAAUAAGCUACAAACUUAAAAGUAGAUGAAAAAUCCGCACUCACAAGCUGAGUCUUAUUAUUUGCGGUAAAUUUGCGGGAGGGUGAUGACUUAAGGGACGAAAUGCGGACAUGGUGGUAACUGAUGACUAAAUAAUGAGACUCAGCUUGAGCUUGUUGUUGGGGCAUUAGCAGUACACUGCUACCGAGAUGGUGAUACUAAAGACUGUAACUCCUAUCAAGACCCUCUUUUGAAACGUAACAACAAUUUUCAUCCUACCAAACCUUCUUAUAAAGGUUAUCUGGGUUCUGUACAUGGAUAAGUCUGUUGGAAUUUUUUUUGAAAGCCUUGUGGUUAAAAUGCCUUACAUAUCAAAAAUCAGCAAUCCCCUCUUGUUGUACGAAAUGCUAUGUGGAGAAUGUACUUCACAGCUUUUAAAUGUCUCAAAUGCCUCUAGAAAGUCUGACUCUUUAGAUGUCUGGGGAUUUGAGUUUGUUCCUUUAUUAUCUGUAUAUGUGUGUUUGUAUGUUCUGUAUGCCUGUACAUGUAUAUAUAGAACUUGUAGAUAGUUUUUUAUAUUUGUUGAUGAAAAUAGUUGUAUAGAUUGUUACCGUGUUGUCUAAGUAGUUUUUUUGUGAAUGUAUCUAUACCUUAGGAAAUACACACCCUCCGCCUCUCCUCUCCUCUCCUCUCCUCUCCUCUCCUCUCCUCUCCUUCCCUCUCCUCUCC
Molecule: messenger RNA, 3298 nt
Organism: Engraulis encrasicolus (European anchovy)
Lineage: Eukaryota; Metazoa; Chordata; Actinopteri; Clupeiformes; Engraulidae
Gene: enc3
Product: ectodermal-neural cortex 3
Exons: 4
Coding region: 211-1980 (589 amino acids)
Molecular function (GO): protein binding
Source: RefSeq, a predicted model, not a curated record